CCAGUCCGCUCUGUAGUUUUCGAGGUGUAUUUUACAAUUUUAUACUGUUUAUAGUGUUUUUUAGUUUAAUCAGUGUAUUAUGAAGACUAAUUGCUAUCUAUGGCCGAUUUAUUUUUACCUUUUGCUACACUACGUUUGCGCCGAUUCCAUCGAAGAAAAAAUUAGAAACGAUCCCGAUUUAUCGGAGUUUUAUGCAUUAUUAGAAGCAAGUCAGCUAGCAAAUGUCACCCUUCAGUACAAGCAAGUUACUAUAUUCGCCCCAACGAAUUCAGCCUUUCAGAUGUACGGGAACCUUAGAGACGAUCCAAACACGCUGGUUCUCUAUCAUAUGACCAGUGCACCCAAAAGGACUGAUCAAUUGGGAACAUCCUCGUUAUCCUUGUAUUCAGAGUUAGAAGGGAGUCCGCCAGUUUGGAUCACACAUAGAACUGGUCAAUAUCACGAUGAUAUUUACGUCAAUAACGCCAGGCUUCUUUUUAUCCAAUCAAAUAUAAUGGGUACUGAAAAAAAUGGAAACGAACAGGUUUUGCAUAAAAUUGAUGAGGUAUUAGUUCCUACAAGAUCGCAAAAAUCUGCUUCGAAACGUCUCUAUAAUCCCACAGCUUUGGAAUUUUUAGAGAACUAUGAAUCUCUAAUACAACACCCUCAUCGCGUAAGGAGUUUUCGACAAAAAGUACAACAAUUUAAUAAACAGGACAUUUUUAAAACUGAAGGAGGACAUACAUUUUUUAUUCCAGUAGAUGAAGGAUUCAAGAAUGAAAGAGCAGCAUUUAUCGAUGAAAAAAUCAUAGAUGGUCAUGUAAUACCAAAACAGGUAUUAUUUACAAACCCAACCAAAAAAGAUGCCCCUUUUCAAACUUUGGCUAAUGGCGAUAAUGAUAUAAGGGUGGUUAUAUUAUUUACCCAGGAACAACGAGGAUCUACUAUAAUAAAUUAUGUCAAAAGUCACACACUUUUGGGAGAUGGUAAACAUACUCAGGGAGUAGUUUUAGCCGAAAUAGUGAAAGCAAAUAUCCCAGUUAAAAACGGAGUGAUUCAUUUGAUCCAAAAACCUUUGAUGGUGGUCGAUAGCACGGUUAAAGAUUUGCUCCAGGAGAAAGAUGGAGGCAUUCUUAACAACUUUGUUAAUGCUAUUAAAGACAUGGGAAUGGAGGGCGAAGAAUUUUUAAAUAAACUAGAAAGAUCCCAUGACAUAACUUUGUUCGCUCCAUGCAAUAAAGCAUUGGAAGGAGAUCUAACUUUAAAUUCGAUAUUAAGGGACAAACAACGAUUCUUAGAUAUUCUAAACAUGCACUUAGUUGUCGAUAAUCGAUUGUACGUCGAGAAGAUUCUUAAACAUAACAGAAACAAGAUUUUCCAAGCGCACACGUUAAGUAGGGGUAAAAACCUAUACUUUAACGUGGUGGACUCUGGUACCAACAGAACAAUGUCAGUAGAGGGUGGUGGAGUAAAUGCUACAGUUGUCCAAUCAGAUUUGGCGGCUACCAACGGAAUCAUUCAUAUUAUAGAUCGCGUUUUAGGUGUACCAUGCACCACGAUUUGGGAUAAACUACGAACCGAUCCAAUGUUAAAUUCAACGUUUUAUCUAGGAAAUCUGCAAGGCUUUAAUAGGCAAUUGAACGAUACCAAAAGAAAGUUCACAUAUUUCGUUCCACGCGACAAGGCUUGGACCGAUGCUCGUGUUCUAUUUCCUUCUACUAUUAAAAAACUAUUCAUGCACGAAUUCGCAUAUCACGCCACAAGAAUUCUUGAAAGACACCUUAUAAUAUCAGAUGUUAAUGAACCCCCAUACACAAUCGAACGUAUCAAACAAUUAACCACCAAUAGAACCAACAGAUCAUAUGGAGGAUUUUUGGAUGUAGAGCUGCCAACUGUAAGAGGUUCACUUAAACUCUUCAUUGAAGAACGCCCCAACAACACUUACGUAAUAAACUGGAGAGGAGAACAAAUUCACGUUUUCCGACCUAACGUGGAAUGCACCAAUGGAAUCAUUCACGUCAUAGAUCUUCCUUUGCUGCAGGAACGUGACGUCAGAGUUAACCGUGCAACAAAAAAACAUGUGACUUAUCUGCUUGCACUUGUUUGCGUCUUUAUCAAAUUAUUCUAAACCAAACGAUAUGCAUUUAGGGUACAUUAAUAAAAUAAAAGUAUGUGUAUAGCGUCCAAGAAAGCUUUGCGUUAUGCUUUUGAUAAGUCUAAACACUAAAUCAAGCAAAAGUAUAUUUUAAUGCUUAAACGCAAUUAGAUUUCCAAAUUUUGCUUCACUUUAUUAAAUAAUGGAUCAUGCAUGUGCAACUUGUAUUGUGCCUUAAAUUAUUUCUGUUUUCGAUUAGGGCAAACAAUUAAUUGAGAUUUAGACUGGCACUUGUAUGUGUGUUCAUUAAAAACUUUAAAAUCUCUUCACUAAGGUAUAUUUUUGUGAUUAGUGUUUAGAAUUCAGUGUUUAAGAGUCUGGGUUUCUUAAUAAAAAAUCCCGUAUUGUCAAAAUUGUGAUGUGUAUGAGGCUAGUGUAUAAAACAAAUAAAAAACUGUUCAAUAAGUACGUGUAUGUGUGCAACUUUAAUGUAAGAAAGCUUAAAAUACCUACGUAAAAAAAUAAAAUUUAAAGCUAUCAAUAAACGAAAUUUAUAAAUUAUUAUCUAAGUAUAACAAACAUCUGCCUAAAUAUACCUACACAUAAAA
This is a messenger RNA of Brassicogethes aeneus, 2682 nucleotides long. The record is from the annotation of a GenBank genome assembly. NCBI's taxonomy places the organism in Eukaryota, Metazoa, Arthropoda, Insecta, Coleoptera, Nitidulidae.